Perca flavescens (yellow perch) is the source of this 2634-nucleotide messenger RNA. Its product is annotated as leucine-rich repeat-containing G-protein coupled receptor 5. The coding region runs from base 1 to 2634 and encodes 877 amino acids. Gene Ontology annotation, biological process: hormone-mediated signaling pathway; adenylate cyclase-activating G protein-coupled receptor signaling pathway; activation of adenylate cyclase activity. The transcript is spliced from 21 exons. The record is from RefSeq and is a predicted model, not a curated record. Gene Ontology annotation, molecular function: protein binding; G protein-coupled peptide receptor activity. Lineage: Eukaryota; Metazoa; Chordata; Actinopteri; Perciformes; Percidae. Gene Ontology annotation, cellular component: plasma membrane.
AUGCCGGGGUUUGUGGCUUUGCUGGCCGUUUUUGCAGCCCUCUCGGGCGGGUCAAGGAGCUCCGUGGUUGGGGAGGAGAGGACAACACCGGCGGCGGCGGCGGCAGGGGUGAACAGCUCCGCGGUGGCCCGGGUGGAGAGCUCCGGGGACGGGGACAGAGGAGCGGGGCGGGCUGCCUGCCACGGCCGCUGUCGGUGCGAGGUGGACGGGCUGCUGCACCGGGUGGACUGCUCGGACCUAGGGCUCCGGGAGGUACCGAGCAACCUGAGCGUCUUCACGUCUUACCUUGAUCUCAGCAUGAAUAAUCUGACUGUGUUGUCCGCUGGCGCUCUGACCAACCUGCCCUUCCUGGAGGAGCUGCGUUUGGCGGGAAACGAUCUGUCAGUCAUCCCCAGAGGAGCGUUCACCGGCCUUUACAACCUGAAAGUGCUGAUGCUCCAGAACAACCAGCUGAUGUCUGUACCUGCUGAGGCCUUCAACAACCUGCACAACCUGCAGUCACUCCGCCUGGACGCCAAUCACAUCUCCAGCGUUCCCAUUGGCUGUUUCUCCGGCCUGCGCUUGCUUCGUCACCUGUGGUUGGAUGAUAACUCUCUGACGGAGGUGCCGGCGGAGGCGCUAAGCGAGCUGCCAGCCCUGCAGGCCAUGACGCUCGCCCUCAACCACAUCAGCCACGUGCCAGAUCACGCCUUCAGCAAGCUGGGCCGCCUGGUGGUGCUGCAUCUCAACAACAAUAGGAUUGUUUCCAUGGGAACAAACUGCUUCCAAGGACUCCACAAUUUGGAGACGCUAGAUUUGAACUACAACAGCCUGGUUAAGUUUCCGAUGGCGAUAAAGUCCCUCAGUCACCUGAAGGAACUUGGUUUCCAUAGCAACAACAUCCAGUCCAUCCCGGAGCACGCCUUCACGGGGAACCCCUCUCUCAUCACCAUAUUUUUCUACGACAACCCGAUCCAGUCUGUUGGACGAUCUGCCUUUCAGAACCUACCAGAGCUACGCACACUCUCUCUCAACGGAGCGGCAGAUCUCACUGAGUUUCCAGAUCUGACGGGAACCAAGAGCCUGGAAAGCCUGACUAUCACAGGAGCUCGGAUCACCUCUCUGCCCAGUUCAGUGUGUGAGCAGCUUCCAAACCUUCAGCUGCUAGAUCUCUCCUAUAAUCAGAUCCAGACUCUUCCCAGCUUCUCCGGCUGUGAGAGCGUUCAGAAGAUUGAUCUGCAACAUAACGAGAUAGAGGAACUGGAGGAGAACACCUUCCACAGUCUGAUGUCACUACGCUCUCUUGAUUUGUCUUGGAACAGACUGUCAACAGUGAAGCCGAACUCUUUCUCUGCUCUGCCGGCUCUCACCAAACUUGACCUGUCGUCCAAUCAGCUGUCGUCUCUGCCUCUGAUUGGUCUACAGAGUUUAACUCACCUGCGAUUGGCUGGAAACACACAGCUGAUGGAGUUAAUACCCCGAGAGGACCUGCCCCGAGUCAGGGUGAUGGAGCUUCCUUACGCCUUCCAGUGCUGUGCCUUUGUUUCCUGUGAGAGGAGAGGAGGAGGUGCAUCCUGGGAGAGAGAGGAGACUGCAGACUCCACAGGGAAAGAAACGUCCGUCCUCUCCAGCCAAGUAGAUCAGGACUGGGAGGAUUUCUUGAUAGAGUUUGAAGAUGACCCCAAACUUCAACAGUCUGUCCACUGCAGCCCUGCACCAGGACCUUUUCGGCCCUGCCUCCAUCUGCUCGGCAGCUGGUUGAUCCGUGGCGGCGUGUGGCUCAUUGCGGCUCUGUCAUUGGUCAGCAACAGCCUGGUUGUCCUGUCCGUCUUCUUUUCUCCCGCCCCCUCGGUGACCCCACCCAGGCUGCUGAUUGGUCUGCUGGCCCUGGUGAACGGCCUGAUGGGAGUGUGGAGCGGGUGGUUGGCGGCGGUGGAUGCCUGGACGUUUGGCAGCUUCUGGAGGUACGGAGCGAUUUGGGAGAGCAGCUUCCUGUGUCGCCUCAGCGGCUUCCUGUGUGUGUUUGCAUCUCAGACCGGCCUCUUCCUGCUCACGCUCGCGGCUCUGGAGCGCUGCCUGGCCGCCGCCGCCGCCGCCGCACGCCACGAACCAGACGGACACAAUGGCCACUCGUCGCCGCUCCCCGUGCGUCUGGCCGUCUGUCUGUGCUUCCUGUCGGGCCUCGCGGUCACGCUGCCCCCCCUGGUGGCGGGACACAGCAGCACCUCCCUCUGUCUGCCGCUGCCUUCCUCCUCCUCCUCAUCCUCCCUGGCCUUCUCCGUCUCCCUGGUGCUCCUCGACUCGCUGUGCUUCCUCGCCAUGACGCUCGCCUACACUCGCCUCUACUGUCGGGCCGACAAAGCCGCGCCCGCCGCCGAGGAAGAGGUGGCGCUAACGCGACACGUGGCCUGGCUGCUCUUCUCCGACUGCCUCCUCUACCUCCCUGUGGCCUUCCUCUCCUUGUCCUCGCUGCUGCGCCUCUCCGUGGCCGGGCCGGAGGCGGCUAAGGGGGUGCUGCUGCUCGUGGCUCCGCUGCCGGCCUGCGUCAACCCACUGCUCUACAUCCUGUUCAACCCGCUCGCUCGCCAGGAGCUGGCAGCGCUCGCCAAAUGCACCUGCGGGGGUAUGGAGGUGCCCAGACUCUCGUCUGUGUGA